AUGGACGCCUCAACGUCGCUCGUGGACGAGUACGCGCGACUUCCUCUCUGCGCGCGCGCGCUCGUCCCUUAUGCGCUCGUCAUUGGCUUCGUUUUGAACCCGUUGUUCAGCUUGGAUGAUUUCGUCGCGUUUUGUCCGGGCGACAUCUUACGCCGCGCGCAGUUCCAUCGCGUGUUCGCGUCGUUGCUGUACAUCGAGGGCGCGUUCUCCACGCUGCUCGUCGCGUGGGCGGCGUUUCGCGUCGUCGCGCCCUGGGAGCGUUCGCGAGGGACGUUGAGGACGCUCAGCGACGCCGUCGCCGCGUCGGUUCUCGCGAACGCCACGACGACGUGCUUCGCGACGAUCGUGGGCGCGUUCGUGCCCGCGGUGUUUGAAGUUAACUUUUUAGGAGGCACGGGGGUGUUUACGAGUUGCUUCGUGUUGUUUACGCGCGAAAUUGCGCGCGCGCCGGCGAACACGGAUUUGGCGACGCCGUUCGGCGUCGCGAUGCCGGCGAAACGCGCGCCGUACGUUACCGCGGUGAUUUUGGUGUUUCUGGGAGGGUGUAAUCCACUCGAAGUGCUGGCGUGCUUGUACGUUGGCAACGCGUGGGCGGCGAAUGGGAUUGUUUGGGCGACGGCGAGCGACGGUACGCUGGCGCAGCUCGAGAACGGCGCGCUGCGAUUCGCGAGCCGACAGCCCGGAUACGUCGCGGUGAACGGGCAGAUGUUGCCCGUCGACUCGCGCGAUAGUAGCAGCGAUAAUUCUAGCUCAACGGCGAGCUCGUUCGUCGAAGGUGUGGCGGCGAUGGUGUCCAACGCGGCGCGCGAGGCGAGACGCCGAUUCACCGAAACGGCCAAUCGAAGCGCGGCGCCCGCGGCGGCGACCACGCCCGCGGCACCCGCGACGGCAGAUGAAGCCCCGUCGGCAUCUCGUGGAGUAGAUACGAGACCAAAGCCGCAGACGCGAGAAGAGCGCGCGGCGGCGUUUGCGGCGGCAUUCGAGCGGCGAAACUCAGACGACGCAGACGACGACGCGACUUGA
Messenger RNA from Ostreococcus lucimarinus CCE9901, 1023 nucleotides. RefSeq lists its product with no specific name. NCBI's taxonomy places the organism in Eukaryota, Viridiplantae, Chlorophyta, Mamiellophyceae, Mamiellales, Bathycoccaceae. The coding region runs from base 1 to 1023 and encodes 340 amino acids. The transcript has a single exon. The record is from RefSeq and is a predicted model, not a curated record.